UCAUCAUAUAAGGACUAACCACAGGUGAUUGGAUUAACGUUUCUCAAUCUAUAAACAAUAAAUUUUCAUCUAGAAAAGUAAAAAUUAUACUAGUUGGGGAUAUGGUCUAACAGCCUAAUGAAAAGUAAAAAUCUAUAGUAAGCAUGUAAACUCUGUCCUUACAUAGCUGACAAAAUAGUCAAGAAUAUGAACAUGAAGAAAAGCUAGCUAGAUUACAGAAGCUUUUCUCAAUGGCAACUCUUCUUCUAUUGCUCCUUUUAUUAGCGCUCUUAUUUUCAUUUCAGCAAAUUUCAUUUGCAAGGGAUACCAUUAGCUCUACUCAAUUCCUCAGAUAUGGUGACACCAUUGUUUCAUCUGGUGGAAUCUUUGAGAUGGGAUUUUUUAGCCCUAUCAAUUCCCAGAAUAUCUAUGUUGGCAUAUGGUACAAGCGCAUACCCAUUCGCACUGUAGUUUGGGUUGCCAAUAGAGAUUCUCCCCUCUCUAAUACAUCAUCAGUAGCCUUGCAGAUCAUCAGUCCAGGCUGGCUAGCUCUAGUUGAUGGCAACGGCGCUGAUAUCUGGCAUACUAACACUUCUAGACAAGUCCCAAAUGCGGUUGCUAAAUUAUUGGAUUCUGGUAAUCUGGUAGUGAUCGAUGCAAAUGAUGAUAACCCAGAGAGUUUCUUGUGGCAAAGUUUUGAUCAUCCUACAGAUACUCAUUUGCCAGGCAUGAAACUCGGGAAGAAUUUCAUUACUGGUCUUGACACAACUUUAUCGGCAUGGAAGUCAGAAAGCAAUCCAGGGAUGGGGGAAUAUAAACUUGGUGUUGAUCCUGCAGGAUGUCCACAACUCAUCUUAAGAAAAGGUAGACAGGAAGUGUCUCGAUGGGGACCAUGGAAUGGUUUGCGUUGGAGUGGAUUAUCUGGAAUGUUAAAAAAGGGCAAGAUUGCUGAAAUUUUUGUAAUCAUUAAUUCAAAUGAGGUUUCCUUCAAUUAUAAUGUUUAUAAUCGCUCAACUUUGGCCAGGACGAUCCUGUCAAAUGUUGGGAGUGCAGAAAUCUAUGUAUGGGAAGAUGGAAAGGGGGAAUGGAACAGUCUCCGUAAAAUACCAACAGAUGUUUGUGACAAAUAUAGACUAUGUGGGGCAUAUGGGAGUUGCGACUAUAAUAACAACGCUGCUUGUGAAUGCUUGGAUAAAUUUUUGCCUAGAGAUCCAGGAGCAUGGGGCAGGACAGAUUUUUCUGGAGGUUGUGUUCGGAGGACACCCCUAAAAUGUCAAAAUACAUCCUCGGAUGGAUUCGUGAAGUACUCUGGUAUUAAAUUGCCAGAUACUCGGUUUUCGUGGUUCAAUAGCAGUAUGAACCUUCAAGAGUGUGAGCAAGUUUGCCUGAAUAAUUGCUCUUGUAUGGCUUACUCAAGUUUAGAUAUAAGCAAUGGACAAAAUGGCUGCUUGCUUUGGUUUGGAGAUUUGAUUGACAUUAAAGUUCUACCUGUGGAUGGGCAAGAUCUGUACAUAAGGAUGGCUUCUGCUGAUUUAGAUUAUCCUUCAAGCUCAAAGGGAAAGAAAUCAAAAGUAAUAAAAUUGUGUUCAUCAGUAUCGGUUGGAAUUCUGGUGCUAAGCUUGAUCCUGACUUUGAUCAUAAUAUUGUACAAACGGAAAAGGAGGGAGUACCACUUAAAGUUAAAAUGGGAAGAAGAGCAAGCAUUAUUUGAAGUAUGUACAAUAACAAGAGCUACUCAUAACUUUUCACUCGAGAACAAGAUUGGAGAGGGAGGAUAUGGGCCUGUUUACAAGGGUGUUUUGGACGAUGGAAAGGAAAUAGCUGUGAAACGGCUUUCAAAGUUAUCUAAGCAGGGGCUUGGAGAAUUUAAAAAUGAAGUCAAUUCUAUUGCUAGACUUCAACAUCGGAAUCUUGUGAAACUUCUGGGAUGGUGCAUUCAAGGUGAUGAAAAGAUGUUGGUCUAUGAAUAUAUGCCAAACAAAAGCCUCGACUCAUAUAUAUUUGAUGUUCAAAAGAGAGCAUUACUUGAUUGGUCGAAACGCUCCAACAUUAUCAAUGGAAUUGCUAGAGGGCUUUUGUAUUUGCACCAAGAUUCUCGACUAAAAAUUAUUCAUAGAGAUCUCAAAGCUAGUAACAUUUUGUUGGAUAUUGAUAUGAACCCAAAAAUAUCAGACUUUGGCUUGGCAAGGAGCAUUGGUUUAAAUGAGACGGGAGCGAAUACAAACCGAGUUGCUGGAACACUUGGUUACAUGGCGCCGGAGUACGCAGGACAUGGAAUAUUCUCUAUUAAAUCAGAUGUGUUCAGCUUUGGUGUCUUGGUAAUAGAAAUUGUGAGUGGGAAAAGAAAUAGGGGUUUUUCUCAUCAUCAAGAUCACUAUGAGAACCUUCUUGGCCAUGCAUGGAAGCUUUAUAGAGAUGGUAAAUUGAUUAAACUUGUCGACAAGCAUUUGGAUGAACCACGCGAUUUGCCCCAAGUUCUAAGGUCCAUCCAUGUAGGCCUUUUAUGCGUUCAACAUUGCCCUGAAGAUAGGCCAGACAUGUCUUCUGUAGUUCAUAUGUUGGCGAACGAUGUCGAGUUACCCAAUGCUAAAGAGCCUGGUUUCUUCACAGAAGGAAGCAUAAUUGGGGGUAAAUCUUCCUCAAGCACAGAAAUGUCAUGUUCUAUAAAUGAAGUCACCAUGUCAUCACUCGAUCCUCGUUAAAAAGAUAUCAUGUUCUAUAAUUUUUAUUUACCUCAAACUUGUAUUUUCUUUAUGAACUUCAUAGGGAAUACUUGUGACAUUGUGUAUGAAGUUGAACAAAACUUUUAUAGUAAAAUAGCUUUAUUGGAAAUUU
Messenger RNA from Ipomoea nil (Japanese morning glory), 2814 nucleotides. RefSeq names its product G-type lectin S-receptor-like serine/threonine-protein kinase At4g27290. Bases 231 to 2681 code for a protein of 816 amino acids. Gene Ontology annotation, molecular function: ATP binding; protein serine/threonine kinase activity. Gene Ontology annotation, biological process: recognition of pollen; protein phosphorylation. The record is from RefSeq and is a predicted model, not a curated record. The transcript has 6 exons. Lineage: Eukaryota; Viridiplantae; Streptophyta; Magnoliopsida; Solanales; Convolvulaceae.